UGGCAAGGAAAGACGCGACCUGAUCAUCAGAUGAGCUGCUCAUGGUGUAUGAGAGGCAGGAGCUGGCAAAAGAGGUUGAAAAUCGCUGGUUCUUUGGGUAGGAAACGGUCGAAUGAGUUGAGAUGGGAAGAAACCUCAAAAUUUGACAAAACUGCUGCUGCUGCUGGUGGCCUGUUCUCUGUCUCUGUGCUCCUUCUCUCUACUGAUAGCUACUGGUACUCGUAUUGCUGCUGUUUUCAUGAGAGGUCCUUCUGUCCUUGUCAUUGGAACAGGCUCCAUCGGCUGUUGCUAUGUGUAUCUACUCACAAAAGGCGGCUGCAAAGUAACAGCCGUCUGUCGCUCCAACUACGAUGCCAUCUCCUCCUCUGGUAUCCACAUUCAGUCGCCUGAGCACGUCUGGGGCAAUGUUCACUGCACUCCCCAUCGUGUAGUCAGAAAAACACAAGAGUGUCAAGAGACAUUUGACUAUGUCCUCGUCUGUGCAAAGACGUUUCCAGAGCGUGCUUCGUUUGUGGAGGACAUCAGACCAGUCUUGGGAAAAGAUACUUUGAUUGUGCUCAUACAGAAUGGUAUUGGUAUUGAAGAACCUUAUCAAGCAGCCUUUCCUGGUCAAGUCAUCUCUGGAGUCGUCUAUCUACCAGUAUCCCAGCCUCAGCCAGGUCAUUGCAGUGUCAAAGGCCCAGAUAUCCUAGAGCUUGGCACCUUCCCCGCCUCUCCUCCUCCUCCUUCGCUCAAACGUCUCGAAUCACGCCUCCUCGCUGGAGGCGCACAUGUUGCUUGUUUUGAAGAUAUCCAAGCACGUCGUUGGAAGAAGAGCAUCAUCAAUGCGUGCUGGAACCCACUCGCUGCACUCUGCUUGAACACAGAUUCAGACUUCAUCCAUUGCCAUCCAGAAGCACCGAAUGUGCUCCGUGCAACCAUGCACGAAGUCGCUGCUGUCGCUACAAAACUCGGCUACCCACUAGGCGACGCCGAGAUUGAGGAGCAAGUGACACGGGCAUUCACAAGAGCCAAGCACGGCACGGGGAUCAAGAUGAGUAUGCUGGCGGAUGUAGAGAAUGGGAGUCCUAUGGAGGUUGAAGCGGUUGUUGGUAAUAUUGUUCGGAUUGCACGAGAGCAAGGGAUCCAGACACCGAGGCUGGAGAUGUUGUGGAUGCUUGCUCAUGCCAAAGACCAGCAUCUUACCGGGAAGAAGCAGUAGCCCCUGUCAAAAAAGCAUAGACAAGAC
Messenger RNA from Protomyces lactucae-debilis, 1228 nucleotides. Its product is annotated as 2-dehydropantoate 2-reductase. Gene Ontology annotation, biological process: pantothenate biosynthetic process. The record is from RefSeq and is a predicted model, not a curated record. Gene Ontology annotation, cellular component: cytoplasm. The transcript has a single exon. The coding region runs from base 239 to 1201 and encodes 320 amino acids. Gene Ontology annotation, molecular function: 2-dehydropantoate 2-reductase activity. Lineage: Eukaryota; Fungi; Ascomycota; Taphrinomycetes; Taphrinales; Protomycetaceae.